Molecule: messenger RNA, 4761 nt
Organism: Octodon degus (degu)
Lineage: Eukaryota; Metazoa; Chordata; Mammalia; Rodentia; Octodontidae
Gene: Pkd2
Product: polycystin 2, transient receptor potential cation channel
Exons: 15
Coding region: 141-2432 (763 amino acids)
Biological process (GO): potassium ion transmembrane transport; detection of mechanical stimulus; release of sequestered calcium ion into cytosol
Cellular component (GO): membrane
Molecular function (GO): potassium channel activity; voltage-gated sodium channel activity; calcium ion binding
Source: RefSeq, a predicted model, not a curated record
ACCCGGACGCGCCCUGCCCCAGCCCGGCUGGCGGCGGGGACGCGCGGCACCGCCACUUGGCCCUGGACGGGCGGCCCCCGCGCGUAGCCUGGGCCGAACGCCUGGUCCGCGGGCUUCGAGGCCUCUGGGGCACGAGGCUCAUGGAGGAAAGCAGCACCAACCGAGAGAAGUACCUUAGAAGCCUUCUGCGGGAACUGCUCACCUACCUCCUUUUCCUCACAGUCUUGUGCAUCUUGACCUAUGGCAUGAUGAGCUCCCAUGUGUACUACUACACUCAGAUGAUGUCCCGGCUCUUCCUAGACACCCCCGUGUCCAAAACGGAGGACACUAACUUCAAAACUCUGUCUUCAACAGAGGACUUCUGGAAGUUCACAGAAGGCCCCUUACUGGACGGGCUGUACUGGAAGGCGCAGCCCAGCACCCACUCUGAAGUGGACAACCGCAGUUUCAUUUUCUAUGAAAAUCUGCUGCUAGGGGUCCCGCGCAUCAGGCAGCUCAAAGUCAGAAACGGAUCCUGUUCCAUCCCCCUGGACCUUAGAGAUGAAAUUAAAGAGUGCUAUGAUGUCUACUCGAUCAGCAGUGAGGACAGGGCCCCGUUUGGACCCCGAAAUGGAACUGCUUGGAUCUACACAAGCGAAAAGGACUUAAACGGGAGCACCCACUGGGGGCUGAUCGCAGCUUACAGUGGAGCUGGCUAUUACCUGGAUCUUUCAAGAACCAGAGAGGAAACAGCUGCCCAGCUCGCCACCCUCAGGAAAAAUGUCUGGCUGGACCGCGGAACCAGGGCAGCUUUCAUUGACUUCUCAGUGUACAACGCCAAUGUUAACCUGUUCUGCGUGGUCAGGUUGUUGGCUGAACUCCCAGCCACAGGAGGCAUGGUUACCUCUUGGCAGUUCCAGCCUGUGAAGCUGAUCCGCUACGUCACACCUUUUGACUUCUUCUUGGUGGCCUGUGAGAUUCUCUUUUGCUUCUUUAUCCUCUACUAUGCUGUGGAAGAGAUCCUGGAAAUUCGCAUUCACAAACUACACUACUUCAGAAGUUUCUGGAAUUGUCUGGAUGUGGUGAUCGUUUUGCUCUCGGGGAUAGCAAUAGGAAUUAACAUCUACCAAACCUCAAGUGUAGAGGGGCUCCUGCACUUCCUAGAAGAUCAGAACACUUUCCCGAACUUUGAGCAUCUGGCAUCCUGGCAAAUACAGUUCAACAGUAUAGCUGCUGUCACAGUGUUUUUUGUCUGGAUUAAGCUUUUCAAAUUCAUCAGCUUUAACAGGACCAUGAGCCAGCUAUCCACAACCAUGUCUCGAUGCGCCAAGGACCUCUUUGGCUUCGCCCUCAUGUUCUUCAUUAUUUUCUUGGCAUAUGCCCAGUUGGCAUACCUUGUCUUUGGCACUCAGGUUGAUGACUUCAGUACUUUCCAAGAAUGUAUCUUCACUCAAUUCCGUAUCAUUUUGGGCGAUGUCAACUUUGCAGAGAUUGAGGAAGCUAAUCGAGUUUUGGGACCACUUUAUUUCACUACCUUUGUGUUCUUUAUGUUCUUCAUUCUUUUGAAUAUGUUUUUGGCCAUCAUCAAUGAUACUUACUCAGAAGUAAAAUCAGAUUUGGCCCAGCAGAAAGCCGAAAUGGAACUCUCAGAUCUUAUCAGAAAGGGCUACCAUAAAGCUUUGGUCAAACUAAAGCUGAAGAAAAGUACCGUGGAUGACAUUUCCGAGAGUCUGCGGCAAGGGGGCGGCAAGUUAAACUUCGAUGAACUUAGGCAAGAUCUCAAAGGGAAAGGCCACACUGAUGCGGAGAUUGAAGCAAUAUUCACCAAGUAUGAUCAAGAUGGAGACCAGGAACUCACCGAACAUGAGCACCAGCAGAUGAGAGAUGACCUGGAAAAAGAGAGGGAAGACCUGGACCUGGACCACAGCUCUUUACCACGCCCCAUGAGCAGCCGAAGCUUCCCAAGGAGCCUUGAUGAUUCUGAAGAGGAUGAUGAUGAGGACAGUGGACACAGCUCCAGGAGGAGGGGCAGCAUCUCCAGUGGGGUUUCUUAUGAGGAGUUUCAAGUCCUGGUGAGACGAGUAGACCGCAUGGAGCACUCCAUUGGCAGCAUCGUGUCCAAGAUUGAUGCCGUGAUCGUAAAGCUAGAGAUCAUGGAACGGGCCAAACUGAAGAGGCGAGAGGUGCUGGGGAGGCUGCUGGAGGGCGUGGCUGAGGAUGAAAGACUAGGUCGCGACAGUGAAAUCCACAGGGAACAGAUGGAACAGUUGGUGCGAGAAGAGCUGGAGCGCUGGGAAUCUGAUGACGCUGCUUCCCACCUCAGUCAUGGUCUGGGCACAGCGGCAGGACUCAACAGUCAGCCUCGUCCUCGAAGCGCUCGCCCUUCCUCCUCUCAGUCUGCAGACGGCCUGGAAGGUGGAGGUGGAAACAGCAGUUCCAACAUCCAUGUAUAACAUCUAUGUCACCAUGUGUCACCCAGCAGGUGACAAGGUGGCUAUCACCAAUUGCCAGAGAGUUAACUAUGUAGAUGCUGUAACUGCCAUAUGAUGCUGGUCUUUGUGACCAAUUAUUAAUCUUUUGCACUUUAAUUUAUUGUAUAUAAACUUUACCCAUGGACCAAAGACUUUUUUCCAUUUUCUCACAGAAGGAACCAAGAUGUAAAUAAUGAGUCGAGAGGAAAAAAAGACAACUGCUGAAAAGCAUCUAGAGUGGGAUGCUCAGCUGCUGCCCUGCCUGAGUCUGCUCUCUGACAAUGAUGUAGCCUUUAAAGCUGGAAGAGACCUAUCAUGGGGCUGCUGAGUUUGCCUUCCAGCCACAAGAUGAGCGUUGUCAUUUCUGUCCAGUGUUAAAGGAAACGGGGUACCCUUUCCACUCAAGUGCCAAUAGCUUUCCUAUAAGAAAGUAAUUCUGAUUCAGCUGCCUUCCUGGGGUGAACUUUUCUAAAACAUGAAGUGGAAAAAAAACUCCAAAGCAUAGAAUGGGUAUGUGGCCAUUAUGCUGGAAUCUAUACAAAUGGUUAACAUAAAUUUUAAGUACGAUGUAAUUUUUGUUAUUUUCUCAUCCCUAAUAAUCUGCAGGACUAACAAAAUCACUUUUAUCUUUCAUUAGAAAUAAGGUGAGUAAAAUUGCUGGAGAUAAAUUACAGGAAAAUGGUAUUUCUAACUAAAACUUGAGAGAAUUGAAAGGAGCCCUAAUUUGCUUCCAACUUGGACAUUUUCAGUAAUUUGGUAGUAUAAGUUAUAUUAGGUGCUUUCCCUUUGCUAGUGCAAAACACUGAACACUUAAAGGUGGAGAGAUGUAGUGGAGCACAGUUGUAAAGCGUUCAGUCCAUAGUCCACUGGCUCCACGCAGGAACAUCAUGGCGAACGCCCUGGUGGAGCAAAGCUAUUCACUUCAUGGUGGCUGAAAAACAGAGCUGAUUGUAAAGCUUGCAGAGAGGAAAGGGCUGGAGCCAGCUGUGGUCCCCUAGGUAAUGCCCUGGUGACCCACCUAAUUACUCCCCUAAGUGUGCUUUGCUAACCUAUAGGAGCUUCUUUAUCUACUAAGUUGGCAGGAUUAAUAAUUAAAAAUUUACCCAUCCAUUCUCCUUCCCAUGCAUCACAACUCAUCUGCAGCUGAGUUAAUUUUACAACUAACUUAGGAGGACCAACUAAGUUUUACAGUAUGCACUCAGCCUUUUAACUCAGUAAAUAUGCUCAUAUGAAGCAAAAUUUUGAGCAAGUUUUAAAAUUCAUAAAGCUUUAAUAAAGCUAAAGUUUUCAUCUUAUACCAGCUCAGGAAUAUACUUCUGAAAUAUUUUUGUGCCCUAUAUUUAAAAAUUAGCAUUGAUAAUAUAUAUUGAGUUUAAAAGGAGGCUUUUGAAAAUCCAGCCAUUAUCACAUAGCUUGGGUUACAAGUUGUUUCUGUUUUUUGUUUUUUCUUUUUUGUUUUGGUGGAACUGGGGAUUGAACUCAGGCCCUUGCACUUGCCAGGCAAGCGCUUACUAUACUGAGCUAUCUCUCCAGGCCCACAAGUUGUUUUUGUUAGGAGAAACUCUCAUCAAUUUAUGGGAGCAUCUCUUGCAAUAAAUAAUAAAAUUGGUAUUUUUCAAAACUGUUGUAUAACAUGACCUUUUAAGAGCUACUAGAAGAAAGAGUGCAGUGUUGGUGAGGAAAUCCUCAGCUGGGAAAUAAUGUUUUAAUGCUGGGUCUUUAAUUCCCAAAUUCUUGCUCAAUGAGUAGAAAAUGUUGGUCUAAUUUCCAACAAAGAGGUGAAAUGACUGGCCCUCCCAGGUUGGCUUCUGUGGGCAGGAAGGAUCCUGAGUUUCUUCAGUGUCACUGUCCAGGACCUCACCUUUAUCUUUUAUAGGCUGACACAUUUAUUUAUUCCUAGGUACUAAGGAAUAUACUCCAGGAGUAUUGGUACAUUUAUUUGUUGUGUGUGUCCCAUGUCACUAAGUGCAAACAAGCUUCACUGUGAAGUGCAUUCUCAUUAUGUAGUAUCCAUGGUACUGACCACGUGCCAUGUAUCAAUCAUGGUCACAAGGAAGUCUGUUUAUUAUAUUAUUAUUAUGAUUAAUGUGUUCUCUUGUAGGUUACUGAAUUCUUUCCUUGUACCUUUAAAUUCUAUACAUUUUUCAUUUUGCAUCACAGAGAACUCCCUCUUCAUCCCUUCCCCACCAUCUACCCCUCUAUGUUGUUAUAAUGAAGAUGUUACAGAUGCAAGCCUUUCUCCACAAUCAGGAAUUUCAUAAUUGUAUGAUACUGAGCACUUUGCUUUUUAAUAAAGCCUUGAUAAAACAGA